AUGAGUCUUUCCCUGGAGGCACUGAACUCGUUUCUUAGAAUGAUUGGACGCACCACAGGCGGUGGCGUGACAAUAGAUGUAGAAUUCAGAGAGACGCUGAAGCAGGCUUUGGUGGCGAUGGAGGAACUUACGCGGGUGGCGCAGGAGGGGCGUGCCAACUUUGUCGCCGCACCCGUCCUGUCUGCUCUUCUCAGCGCGUUUUAUGUUAAAAAGACUCGUGUGGUGGGGGCCGCCCUGUCUGUGCUGCAGCAGUUGAUUCACGACUGCCGCAUCUCCUACGACACACCGAUUAUAUUAUAUCAGUAUCAGCGAAAUAAACAGGCGCUGCGCUGUGGGGAGGCUUUGUUUUGUGCUGUAGAUGACUUUCUCGUCAACACCGCCGACGCGGCGUUGCAGCUGAAAGGCUUGGAGGUCCUCCAUGAUCUUGUGAGUGACGACAACUUUGCUUACCUCACUGGAAGUUGCGUUACCCGCUGUGUGCGGACAUGCUACCAGGUGACGCUGCAGAGCUCGAACGAGGCCGCAAGAAUUAUUGCGCGUGAUGUGUUUGUUCUUUGCGUUCUUCGAGUGACGCGGGCCUUUGUGGAGGCCACACCAUCGGAGCGUCGAUGCGGUACAUUUGCUUCUUCCACGAGGCUAUACGAUUGCAUGCAGGAUGUGGAGCCGGAUGCCAAAUUUACACCCAUUCAAAUUGGGGGUUAUGCCACUCCUUUCACCGACGAUGUAGUGAACUCCGUGGACAAAACCCCGCCACUUGGCCCAUUUAAUUCAUAUGCGGCCGAAGAGGCAUCAUCCUCUGCCGGCUCACUCCAACCACGGGAGUUUUUGCAAUAUAGUUGUAGCGAUUCAAUUGUAGCAAGUGCACUGUCCGUGUUUCAAGGCGGAAAACUACCACGUGCAUUGGAGGACAUGUUAUUGCUCAUCAAAUAUGUCUGCAGACUAGCCUCAAGGACCUGCAGUGGAUCGGGAUCGACGAGUGAAAAAAAUCCCGAAGUUCGUGUCCGUCAAAUUGCACUGGAGAUGUUAGAGUCGUUGUUCCUGGAGAUUCCCAUGGCAAACUGCGACGCCGAACAUACUUGCGCCACGUGGUUGACUAUGGUGGUCGCCGCAACAAAGUAUCACCUUCUUCGCUGCAUUGCCCGAAAUCUGUCGACGAUUGUUCCUUCCUCGUUCUUUACCACAAGUGUGCGCAUUCUCACUCUGCUGCUGCGAAAGUUUCAUUAUCAUCUUGCCAGGGAGCUCCAUGCUCUUUUAGCCGUCAUGCUUUUUCCUCUGGCGGUUUCCAAAUUCUCGAGCUUUUCUCAGAAGCAUGCAGUGUUGAGUAUGGUUCGGGAGCUUGUCAGUAUUCCACAUCUUUGCGUUUCUUUUUUUAUCAACUACGACUGUAAUCCCGCCUUUGAUCCGGCGGCAAAGUAUGGCGGCAUGCUUGAACUCCUAGUGGACUUUAUUGUGGAGAUGACGUAUAUGGACUUUUUUGACCCCGAGUGGCUUUCGUUAGAUCAACAGCAGUUGUUGCGAGGCGAAUGCGUGAGUGCGAUGCACAGCCUAGUGGAUUCCAUGCUUCGGUGGGUUUCGGAGGAUCCUCGGGAGUACACGCAGCGUCAGUUGCGUGAAGUGGUGGGGCAGGCGCUCAGCAAAUCCAGCGUUGGCUGUCAAGGAGUUCGUCGGUGGCAUGAGAUGUACCUCAGCAACGGGUGGGGGUCUGGCGGAAAUGGAAAGGGGACUGGCACGUCAGAAUUGUUAUCGGCUGAUUUAAGUUCUUCCUCCUCCUCGUCCUUUUCCUCCGCUUCCGCCGCCUCCUUGAAGGGAGAUGGAAGGGGGAAGCCGCAGAAUUGGGGUAAACCCCACAGGGUUGGCUACCACUGGAAGCAUGUUCACUGCCUGCUUCAGAACAAGCGCAUUGCACAGGAAGCUAUGCAGUACAUUAAUAGGGGGCAUUGGCGAGAUGGAAUGAAGCUGCUCGAGCAGCGUGGGUACAUUUCACACGCAGACGAGGCAACACGGUGGUCAGAUUUCGCUCGUUUUCUCAAGACAUAUCCCGGGAUUGAGCGGUCUGCGUUGUGUUCGAUUUUUGAGCGAGUUUUAAAGGAUUCCGACUGCGACCGAAUUUUGAGAGAGUACAUGCAACUUUUUCCAUACAAGGGGGUGACGAUUGACGUCGCAUUACGCGACACCACGUGUGAAUUCAUGUCGUGGGAGCGGCCUACAUUUGAGGCCCAAGUGUGGGCCGUCAUUCAGAGGCGCUUUGGUGAGGCGUACGCGGCACAAAACCCGCGCAGUAUCACUGUCAAGGACGCCGAUGCAAUGGCCGGCGUGCUUCUCUUCCUGCACACAAGCCUUCACAAUGAAAAUAUGAGGAACAAUCGCAUGACGGUUGAGGAAUUUGUGCGAAAUGGGAAUGAGUGCGUUGAUUUUGCCUUUUUGGAGCAGGACAUGCGUGAUAUGUACUACCGCGUGGCACAGCGGAAGUGGGAGCUGGAUGAGUUGCAACGCACACCGCGGCAGGUGGAACUAGAGAAGAAAAUGCCGUCUUUAUCUUCUAAGAUACGGCAGCAGCAGAAGUGCUCUUCCUUUUCUUCUGUCGCUGACCUGGCAAAUGAAGAGACAUCGUUUUCCACAGCAAUGAAUACGCCGGGGAACUCAAAGAGUUUCCGCAAAGAUAACGAUGAAUCCGAAGGCUCUCGCUUGCUUGACAACGUCGUGGUGCCCUACACGGAAUGCCCGGAGGGUUUUAAGCUGCGCGAGUCGUAUCAUCAGAGAUAUGUGGAUGUGGCGACCCAGCACCUGCGACAACUAGAGUGCGAACACCGCAUGCAACGCCUAGAGGCUUGCUCUCUGCAGCCGUAUAUUUUGCCGCAAUAUGCACAGCACGUUCGUCCAAUGCUCUUGAUGCUUUACCCUCAGAUUGCCGCAACACUCUACAUGGGGUUUCGUGUGCUUGAGGAACGGCCUAUAUUCCGUCUUAUUCUUAGUACGUACGACAUGCUAUACGAUCUGGCGGCGGUUUUUGUGGUGAAUCUUUCAGGGUUGCGUGUUGCGGUGGAGCGGCAAAUUCGGCGUUGGUUGGAGGAUGAGAAUGCCCAGCGUCUUCUCCCACCCAUCCGGGGUACAUUCAUGCUGCCCUUGAUGAAUCUGCUAUGA
Trypanosoma cruzi is the source of this 3141-nucleotide messenger RNA. RefSeq lists its product as uncharacterized. Bases 1 to 3141 code for a protein of 1046 amino acids. Gene Ontology annotation, biological process: regulation of ARF protein signal transduction. Gene Ontology annotation, molecular function: guanyl-nucleotide exchange factor activity. The transcript has a single exon. Lineage: Eukaryota; Euglenozoa; Kinetoplastea; Trypanosomatida; Trypanosomatidae. The record is from RefSeq and is a predicted model, not a curated record.